AUGAGAUCUGUUCGUGAUUUUUGUAGCGAUGGUAUAGAAGUCAUAGUAUCUGGGAAGGAAGCUUUUGAAGCAGUGAGACAAUAUACUAAAAAUGCAUUAAAAGGUAGUAAGUUGCGUUACAGAUUGUAUAGAGGUUCUAUCCCAAUCUUUACUUACUAUGGAAUCGAAGAUCAAAUUUCUGAGUUAUAUAGCAAUAGGGUAGAGUUGCCAUCUGGUGGGUCUUUGGUAAUAACUUUAACUGAGGCGUUUGUUUCAAUAGACGUAAAUUCAGGAAAGAUGACAGGAGAAGAUAGCAUAGAAGAAACAGCUUAUAGAACCAAUAUGGAAGCAGUACCUGAAAUAUCAAGACAGGUGAAUCUUAGGGGCCUAUCAGGAUUAAUAGUAGUCGAUUUUAUUGACAUGUUGAAAUAUCAGUAUUGCAGAGCUGUUGAGUCUGCUAUAAAGCAAGCGUUUAAAGACGAUAAAGCUAAAGUUCAAUUUAGCUACAUAAAUGACUUUGGUUUAAUGGUAUUUUCAAGACAAAGAAUUAAACCAAACAUACAAGAAAUUAAUACUACAGAGUGUUUACACUGCAAGGGUAUUGGAAGAGUAAAAUCGAACGAAGUAAUUGUUGCAUCGAUACUAAGGGAUUUACAACACAUUGCUCAUAGGAACCAAAAUAAGUCUUUUGAUUUAGUAGCGCAUAGUGCGGUUAUAGCACAUAUUUUUAAUAAUAAACGGAAUACAGUUUCUACAAUCGAAAAAGAGUUUAAUAUUACAUUGAACAUUAGUAUUGAUAACAGUUUAGAUGUAAAUACAUUUGUUUUAAAACAAGGAGAUGAUGUUAAUUCAAACGGUUAUAAGCCAUUACAGAACUCUGGAUACCAAAUUGAGGAUAGCAGCAAUGAAGAAGUUGAUAAUUCAAAUAAACUACGAGGCAAUUUUUGGCUGACUAAAUGGCUUUCGCGCUUUUUAAGUUCUAAUAACUAA
Molecule: messenger RNA, 969 nt
Organism: Formica exsecta
Lineage: Eukaryota; Metazoa; Arthropoda; Insecta; Hymenoptera; Formicidae
Product: ribonuclease E-like
Exons: 1
Coding region: 1-969 (322 amino acids)
Biological process (GO): rRNA processing
Cellular component (GO): cytoplasm
Molecular function (GO): RNA binding; RNA nuclease activity
Source: RefSeq, a predicted model, not a curated record